This is a messenger RNA of Lathyrus oleraceus (garden pea), 1260 nucleotides long. RefSeq lists its product as uncharacterized. NCBI's taxonomy places the organism in Eukaryota, Viridiplantae, Streptophyta, Magnoliopsida, Fabales, Fabaceae. The transcript is spliced from 2 exons. The coding region runs from base 1 to 1260 and encodes 419 amino acids. The record is from RefSeq and is a predicted model, not a curated record. Gene Ontology annotation, molecular function: protein dimerization activity.
AUGACUAACUCUUGUAUUAAAGCUAGGAAUUUUUUUGGAGUUGUUCAACGCAUUUAUACAAUUUUCGCCAAUUCUACUAAGAGAUGGAAAAUUUGGAAAGAUAAUGUAAAAGGGUUGACUCCAAAAUCAUUGUCAUCCACUCGUUGGGAGAGUCGUGUAGAAAGUGUCAAAGCUAUAAGAACUCAAAUGCUAGAAUUUACAGAAGCUUUGCUUGAAGUGUCAGAAAAUGAUCUUGAUCCUAAAAUACAAAAUGAAGCUAAAUCCUUAGCAAUAAAUGAGCUUGGUGAUUUUGAGUUUUUGAUGGCUAUAAUUAUUUGGUUUGAAAUAUUAUCUGCAAUUAAUUCUGUUAGCAAGCUUUUACAAGAAAAGGAUAUGCUUAUUGAUGUUGUUAUGCAAAAAAUUAAGGGGUUGAUUUCGUAUUUUGAGGGAUAUAGAGAAACAAGUUUUUAUAAGGUAUUGAUUAACGCUAAGGAAAUUGCGGUGGAAUUGAAUAUUACCCCAAUAUUUCCUCAAAGGCGUAUAAUUAAAAGAAAAAGGCAAUUUGAUGAGAAUUUGAAUAUCCCAUCAGUCGAGCUAUUAGAAGAAGAAUCAUUCAGAGUUAAUUAUUUUCUUUACCUUGUUGAUCGAGCUGUUGUUUCUCUUAAUAAGAGGUUUGAGCAAUACCAAGAAUAUGAAAGUAUUUUUGAUUUCUUGUUUACUUCUCACAAGUUACAAUCAUUAGAUAAUGCAACUUUGAAGUCUUGUUGUACUAACUUUGAGCAAGCAUUGAAACAUAAUGAGCAAUCUGAUAUUGAUGGGAAUGAAUUUUUUGCAGAGUUGAAAUUACUAAGAGAAAUGUUGCCUGAAGAAACCAUAAGACCUACUGAUAUAUUAUUAUUUUUAAAAGGCUUGGAUUGUUUUUCUAAUACAGUUAUUGCAUAUAGAAUCUUAUUAACUAUUCCUGUGACAGUUGCUUCUGCAGAAAGAAGUUUUUCAAAAUUGAAGUUUUGCUUCUGCAGAAAGAAGUUUUUCAAAAUUGAAGUUGUAGUUAUUGCAUAUAGAAUCUUAUUAACUAUUCCUGUGACAGUUGCUUCUGCAGAAAGAAGUUUUUCAAAAUUGAAGUUGUUAAAGACUUACUUGCGGUCUACCAUGUCACAAGAAAGGCUUAAUGGAUUGACAUUAAUAGCUAUUCAAAAUGAUAUUUUGGAGACAAUAAAAUAUGAAGACUUAGUUGACGAUUUUGCUUCAAAAAGUGUUCGUAGGAAGACUCUUUUUAUGUAG